Lasiodiplodia theobromae is the source of this 1302-nucleotide messenger RNA. RefSeq lists its product as uncharacterized. The record is from RefSeq and is a predicted model, not a curated record. NCBI's taxonomy places the organism in Eukaryota, Fungi, Ascomycota, Dothideomycetes, Botryosphaeriales, Botryosphaeriaceae. Bases 1 to 1302 code for a protein of 433 amino acids. Gene Ontology annotation, biological process: DNA-templated transcription. The transcript has 3 exons. Gene Ontology annotation, molecular function: zinc ion binding; DNA binding.
AUGCUUUUCAUUUCAGCAACCUACUGUGAUGAGAGCAUCAUUGCCGCCAUGGGAUUCAGCAGUCGCUUCCAAGCUAAAUCUUCAUUCUACAACCGAGCACGGCUUCUGUUCGAUGCUGACUGGGAGAAAGACCAGCUCACCAUCUUGCAGUCUCUGUUCUUGAUGAGCUUCUGGCGAGGUGGACCAUCCAAUAUCCGUGACGUGCGGUACUGGCUGGGCGUGUCCAUCACCCUAGCCCAAACCUUCGGACUGCACAGAUCUACCCGCUUCACCGCCGGGGACCCCAACAUUUCUGCUCUGCGAAGGAGGAUCUGGUGGUCCAUUUAUGUCCGUGAACGACAGGCAGCAGCUUCUCUGGGCUUGCCCAGUCGCAUCCGGGACGAAGACUGUGACAUCGAAGUCCUCACAACGGCCGAUCUCGCGAGUGAUGUUGACAAUAACUCAGCCACGAAUUUUGGAGCUUUUCGACCGGAGCAAGUUGUCUAUAUUACGAAGAUGGUUGAAAUCGCCCGUCUGCUUGGAAAGAUCAUCGACAUACAUUUUGUCCCAGGCCGAAUCCCUUCACCUCAAGAAAGCGUAGACAGCCUCAAAUCAGCCCUCGAGAGAUGGAGAGAUGGUCUUCCAGUAGACAUGAGAAAUGCCCCAGAACCCGAGCAGACAUCAGUUUGGGUGCAUCUCUUGCACCUGGCUUACAAUCACCUGCGCAUCCUAGUCCACAGGGGAGUAUUCCUGCGGAGUCACGAUAGUUCCGAGAAGCAAGCUGCUAUCAGUGCUGCGUGCCGGAUUAGCAGGAUUGCAGAAGAUAUGUUGGCCCAGAAAACCAUAAGAUUUGGGCAGAUGCAUCUGAUCACAAGCUUGUUCGCGGCUCUUUGCAUCAAUGUGAUUGAAAUCCGGACUGCCGACGACGUGGCAAAAAGGCUUGCCGAGAACAGGGCACAAAUGUGCUUGCUCGGCCUCAAAGAAGUUCAAAAAUACUGGAGCAUAAACAACAUUGUCCUUGAUCUUUUCUUCCAAUACUUGGACAAAUCCACCGCCAGAAGGCUCCACGGAGACCAUACAGAGGCCACUCGAGAUCAAACGAAUGCUACAAUUAGUUCCGACGGGCCCAACUUUGUGGAGACCGCUUCAGCAACUACAACUGACGCUAAUUUACCGGCUACUUCCCUGCAGACUCAGCCCGAGGCGCUCGAAUCUGACCUAUACUUGAACUUCUUCAGCACGAGCUGGGAGGGAAUGGAUAACUCUACACUGGACUUCGGCUUACUUUUUGAUCCAGUUCAACGUCCUGCCGGUACGGUCUAA